This is a messenger RNA of Helianthus annuus (common sunflower), 2992 nucleotides long. Its product is annotated as serine/threonine-protein kinase BLUS1. The transcript has 21 exons. Gene Ontology annotation, biological process: protein phosphorylation. Bases 714 to 2780 code for a protein of 688 amino acids. Lineage: Eukaryota; Viridiplantae; Streptophyta; Magnoliopsida; Asterales; Asteraceae. The record is from RefSeq and is a predicted model, not a curated record. Gene Ontology annotation, molecular function: protein kinase activity; protein serine/threonine kinase activator activity; ATP binding.
AUGAGUCAAGUGAAUGUAUAAUUGUUCAUUUUUAAAAAUUUUUAAAUUUAUAUAUAAGAAUUGAAUAAUAUGGAUACUAUUAUUUGUUUGGUUUGACGGUGAAGGUUCGAUCUGAGAAAUAGUCGUAUACGACAGCUGUGCUGUACGAUUCUCCUUUUACAUACCGCCUGUCUAUGGCGGAUUAGCCGAAGGCUUAUCUCUUCCCCUUACGACGUCGUUUCCAUUUCCCUGCACAACUUUUCAUUAUUCUCAAAUUUCACUUCUCUUUACUGCUGAAUGUGCUUACGAAACCCUAGGAUUUUUGACUCAUCAAGUUUUCUCUUAGAACAGUUUUACCAGACAUUAUAAAUAUCAAGCAGUUACAUAAAGCGACGCCAUAGAGAUUUGUCGAUUUGAGCAUCUAUACUGUUUACUUAUUAAAUCGAUCAUCAGCUCACAUUGCGGUGUUCAGUCAGUCUAACGUAGCUUGAAGUUAGUGUUUUUAUUUAUAGAAAAUAAUUAAACUACCGCGUUGUACUCACUGAGGCCAUCAUUUGGAGGUAGCCUUGAAGGACAUGAUGUUUGAAGGACCUGAGUUAUAAACUCAUAUUCCAAUUCCAAUAAAAAACAAUGUUACCAUGUUGGAGCGAAUUGACAUCAAGUUGACUAGCAACUCUAGGUGUUUAGGGCAUCUUAUUGUAACAAAGGUUAUAUGCUUAUGAUUUAGAAAAAAAAUGGAAGUAUCGAAGCAGAAGUUUCCGGUCAAUGCAGAGGAUUACAAGCUAUAUGAGGAAGUUGGUGAAGGAGUCAGUGCCUCCGUGUAUAGGGCACUCUGUGUUCCAUUGAACAUUAUAGUUGCGAUCAAGGUUCUUGAUCUGGAAAAGUGUAAUAAUGACCUGGAUGGCAUACGUCGUGAGGUACAGACUAUGAGCUUGAUCAAUCACCCAAAUUUAUUACGGUCAUAUUGUUCUUUCACAACUGGUCACAACCUAUGGGUUGUUAUGCCAUUUAUGGCUGGGGGAUCCUGUCUCCAUAUAAUGAAAACUUCUUUUCCAGAAGGUUUCGAAGAGCCAGUUAUUGCUACAGUGCUUCGAGAGGUCCUUAAAGCCUUGGUCUAUCUACAUGCACACGGACAUAUUCACAGAGACGUCAAGGCUGGGAAUAUAUUAGUUGAUAAUAAUGGUUCCAUAAAGUUAGCUGAUUUUGGAGUGUCUGCAUGCAUGUUCGAUACUGGGGAUAGGCAGCGUUCUAGAAAUACCUUUGUCGGAACUCCUUGUUGGAUGGCACCAGAGGUAAUGCAGCAACUACAUGGAUACGACUUUAAAGCAGACAUCUGGUCAUUUGGAAUCACGGCUCUUGAACUUGCUCAUGGUCAUGCACCGUUUUCAAAGUAUCCACCGAUGAAAGUUUUGCUUAUGACACUGCAAAAUGCACCACCAGGUCUUGAUUAUGAACGGGACAAAAAGUUUUCAAAGUCUUUUAAAGAUUUGGUUGCUGCUUGCUUAGUGAAGGACCCAAAAAAACGUCCAUCAUCAGAUAAGCUUUUAAAGCACCCUUUUUUUAAACACGCACGGACAACUGAUUAUCUUCAAAGAAGCAUUCUUGAUGGUCUUCCUCCGCUAGGUGAUCGUUUUAGGAUGCUAAAGGCAAAAGAAGCAGAACUUCUACAGAACAGUGAGUUAAAUGGAAGUAAAGAACAUUUAUCACAGCAAGAGUAUAUUCGAGGAAUAAGUGCUUGGAAUUUUAAUUUGGAGGACUUGAAGAAUCAGGCUGCACUUAUCCAGGAUUAUGAUGGUAAUUCAACCGCUGAAGAUCUGAAUGCAAGUUCAAAGCAACAAGACGAGCUCAAUGAUGCUGGAUUUUCAGCAGAAAGGUCAUCCUCUGAGAUACUUAACCGUUCAGAUGAUGGGUCCCACCUUGAGGAUGAGAUUGAUGAAGUUCCUAGUUUGGAGGAUUCAUUUGCUGCAUUUCCUAUGAAGCCUAUUCAAGCACUCAAGGGAUGUUUUGAUGUUGGUCAGGCUGAUGUGGCGGAUGACGAGGAUACGGUGAGCCCAACUGUAGGAGAUGAAAACCAAUCGGAUUUUGAACAGCAUGGCGCCAUGAAACCAUCACUAAAAUCUGAGAAGCAAGUUGAAAAAAAUGACGCUGAGCUUCUAGAACGUAAAAAAUCAUUACCGCGGCCAAGUAUUAUCAGUCCAAAAAAAUAUUCGAGUGGUUCGCUGCUACCGGAUAAGGUGCUGUCUUCUAAGAAGUUCGUUGGCGACUUUGAAAGAGAAUCUACGCAACGGGGGUUUCGAGUUGAGCGCAGUUACAGUGGUCCAAUACAAGGUCGUCAAAAGAUUAACACAAGCAAUUCUUAUCCCGAGGAUGCUUCAGAGGAAGCCGUGGUGCAGCGCAAGGGACGUUUUAAAGUCACUUCAGCAGAUCUCAAGGUUCCUGUCAUCAGUCCCAAUUUCAGUGGAACGACCAGUCCACCUGCAUCAGGCGUAGCUGCUUCAGUUGUUUCCUCAUUGCAAACCAUUUUGUACCAUAGCACAUUGCAAAAGGAAGAACUACAUAGGUUAAUCAAGUUUGUUGAGCAGAUUUCUGGCAAUUCCAUGGAGUAUGUGGAAGCAGGAAUCAACGGGUCGUCACAGAUCCCUCUUACUUCGCCAAGGGAAAGAGAACUGCAGUCUCAGCUGAUCCAGUUACAACAAAGAAACACCAUUCUCGCUGAGAAAUUGCAGAGACAGAAGAUGAUGAAUGCACAGUUGGAAAUGAAACUGAGUGAUUUGAUGAAGAAAGAAAACAUCAAAGAAUGAUUUACAUGUCCUGAUUGUGCGCGUAUUUGAAUUUUGUGUCUUUUAUUCUUUAAAAAAUGUAACAUAUUUGUGAAUAUAAGGAAAGGGAGCCUAGUAAUUAUGAGUUUGUGAUUCCUAUUAAUGUAAUAAUAUAGCCCCCUUAAUAUUAUUGAAAUAUUAUAUACAAGCAGGAUUAUUUGUGUUUUAAUGGUUGAUCAAAUACUAUUCAAUUU